AUGCUUUGGGUCGUAUUUAAAUUUAAAUCAAUUCUUUCCUUCAUUCUUUUACGCCACUUUUUCUCUUUUAUUUUUCCUAAUUUCCUUUCUUUCACUUGCUAUGAUCAUUUUAUUCUUCGUCUCUCUCUCUCUCUUUCUCUCUCUCUCUCUCUUUUUCACUCUCUCUCUUCCUUUUCUUUCGAAAUUUCUUUUAUCUACCCGUUUUCACUUCCGUUACCAGAAAUAGCGCUGAGUCAUUGUUCGCAUAUAAUGUUGCUUUAUUUUUCUCUCUUUAUAUCUCUUUCUUUUUCUUCUCAUAUUUCUUUUUACAUGUCUUUAUAUUUUAUUUCUUUUCUUUAUUUUUCUUUCUUUAUUUAUUUAAUUAAUUCCUUCUGUCUUUUCAUUUUCUGUUUAUUUGUUUGUCUUUAUUCUUUCAAUUGUUCCUUUCUUUUCUUCCUUUUUUUUCUUCUUUUUCCUCAGUGUCCUGUCUUUCUUUUUUUAAUGAUUUUCUUUCUUUCUUUCUUUCUUUCUUUUGUUUUUCUUUUUUUUCUUUCUUUCUUUCGUUCUUUUUUUGCUUUCUUUUCUCUUCCUUUCUUUCUUAUUGUCGCUGAAUCUUUCUAUAUUUAUUUCUUUUGUAGACUAUCACUUUCAUAUCUUUAUUUAUACCUCCUUCCUCCAUUUCUCUUUCCAACUACACUUUCUACUCUGCCCAGUCAUUAA
Molecule: messenger RNA, 699 nt
Organism: Acanthosepion pharaonis
Lineage: Eukaryota; Metazoa; Mollusca; Cephalopoda; Sepiida; Sepiidae
Source: the annotation of a GenBank genome assembly